AUGGACCAACUCCAAGAGCACGUCCUCGACCCGCUCAAGCCCUACCUCCUCCCCAUCACCACCAACCUACCGGGGCCCCUAAACUCGCUCGCUCUCAACCUGCUCGGCGAGCCGUGCCACAGUGCUUUACUCCUAGACCUAGACUUCGCGCCACACCCAGAAUGCGUCUCCCUCGCGAUCUCCAAAGCCCUCGGCAUCGGGAUCAUCACGGCCUCCUCGGUGGUGAAAGUGCCCCAAAUUCUCAAGCUCGUCCGCUCCCACUCCUCCGAGGGCCUAUCCUUCAGCAGCUACCUGCUGGAAACCGCGAGCUUCGUGAUUUCGCUGGCGUACAACAUUCGCAAUAAAUUCCCGUUCAGCACGUACGGCGAGACGAGCCUGAUCGCCGUGCAGGACGUAGUGAUCAGCGUACUGAUCCUCGCGUAUUCAGGGAGGAGUGCGCAGGCCGGUACGUUCCUCGUGGCCGUCGGCAGCGCGGUGUAUGCGCUUAUGGUUUCGGAAACGCUGGUCAGCGAGUCGCAAAUGACCACUCUGCAGGCCGGUGCGGGCGCCCUGAGUAUCGCCAGCAAGCUGCCGCAGAUCUUGACUGUGUAUAGCCAGGGCGGGACGGGCCAAUUGUCGGCUUUUGCGGUGUUUAAUUACUUGUUUGGAAGUCUGACAAGGAUCUACACGACGCUGCAGGAGGUGGAUGACAAGCUUAUUCUGUAUGGGUUCGUCGCGGGGCUCUUCUUGAAUGCUGUACUGGCGGUCCAGAUGCUCUACUAUUGGAACAGUCCUACUACGGCCGGACAUGGAAAGGAGGUUGGUGGGGCGGGUGGGAAGAAAAAGGGCCCUCAGGGCGUUGCGCAGAAAGGUUCAGCUGCGUUGGCUACAGAGGAGACCAUCAAGAAAGCUCCCGGCACCCCAGCGACAACUACCGCAAGGCCGAACAGCAGCAGUGGCAGGAGAAGGGCUUGA
This is a messenger RNA of Exophiala aquamarina CBS 119918, 954 nucleotides long. RefSeq names its product mannose-P-dolichol utilization defect 1. Lineage: Eukaryota; Fungi; Ascomycota; Eurotiomycetes; Chaetothyriales; Herpotrichiellaceae. The coding region runs from base 1 to 954 and encodes 317 amino acids. The record is from RefSeq and is a predicted model, not a curated record. The transcript has a single exon.